AUUUGUUCGUCGCGUCAACCUGCUCGCGACUCGACAUCACCAAAGCAAGCAACGGAUAUUGAAGCGGCAUUUUGCAACUCGUCAAGUUGUCGCUCACCCCAAACUGCAAUCGCCCAUGAAGGCGGCGGUGAUUGGCAUAGGCUCUUAUUUCUAGAGCCGCCAAAAUGCCUGCCUUCACCUCGAUAAACGACGACCGCGAGGAGAAUGUCCUUGCCGAGGAGUUUGACAACACACGGCAAAUCCAGAUCGACGAUUCGUUGAAACUAUUCCAACAAGCCCUCAAGCUCCAUGCUCAAGGGCCCAAGUUCUACGAUGACGCCGCCGCCGCGUACCGGUCCUUGUUCGAUUCGGCCAUCUUCAAGUUCCCCGAGGCCACCACAGAGUACGAGCGCGCACACGGCUCCCAGACGCCUCUCCUGCCGCCGGGUACAGCCUUUAUCCCCACCCUUGAUAUUGCCGGACCUGAUGGCGACUUGGGGAGUAGUUUACUCCAAGGCUACUACCUGGCAUACAAGAAUCAUGGCCACUUCAGACUCGAUCGUAUCCGGCACAAAGCCAGAACGGCCGGUGGCCCAGAGGCUUCUCGCGCUGUUUUCGCGCAAGAGGAAACCCAGAGUGAGGCCCUGGAUGUGCUCGGCGACUUCAAUGCCGCUCUGGACCGCGACCCAUCGGAUGCUGAGAUGUGGAGGAGAGUGGCGCGCGUCUCUGCUUUCCUGAAGAGCGCCCGGCUGAGCCGCUACUGUUUGGAGGCUGCCAUCGAACUCGACGAUGACCCCGCCGUGGUGAAUGUCGAGCCGCCCUCUCUAGCCGAAGGCUACGCCGGCGAGCAACUCAAGAACCAGCUCAAGGUCCUUGGCGACGAGAUGGCCCUGUCGCACCCCAUCAUGGGACCUUACCUCAAGGGCGAAAUGGCUGCUGUUCUGAAGCGCUACCUGGAUCCCUUGCCAUAUCUCCCGAAUCCCUUAAAGGCGCUUGGCCCCGCCGAGUCAUCAACAAACGACACAGAGCCCCGGCAAGUGCUUGAUUUAAAAAUUGCUUCCUGGACUGAGCUUGGAAAAGCUCUAGUUGCCAUGGCUAUGGAGAAAGGGAUUUCUGGGCAAGCCAUCACGAUUCAAAUGCCCGAGCUUCCCGAGGAGGAUCGAUUCGUUCAGAUGGAGGUGGACAGCCAGCUCCAGGACCAGGUCGAGGCGCAGGUCCAGGAAGAAUCCGCCAACGCUCCUGUCAGCAACCACGAGUCCGACACUCCCAAGACGGCCGAGUCUGCUGGCUCCAAAACAAAGGCCGAGAACACACCGGCCGCGAAAGACUCGACGCAAAAGGAUUCAGGCCCCAUCGCUCCGCCAUUACGCAAGCGUUCACAGUCGGAGGCAGGAUUGCCAGAACCAGGAGAGGAAGAGAAUGGCGACUCUAAGCGUCCCAAGCGAGCCCGUCGCCGUGAAACAGCGGCUGAGGAGUCCAUUGACCCUACGAGGCUUAUCGCCACCCAGCUUCAGCCAUUUCAGGCCGCGGAUGCGAACCUUUUCCAGAUGACCAAGAACAUCCUGGAGAACUUAGGGGUCGUCGAUAAGGGCGCCUUUGACCGGAUAUCGGAGAUGCUGGAUUCUUGCGCAUCAGAAGACCGGCUGAGCAAGAUCACCUCGCAGGUUGCGCGGGAUCUCUGGACUACCAUCGACACGGUCAGCGCGGAGAACGCGAAGCUCGUGUCUGGCAAGCUGGACACUCCUGCACUGGGAUUGAACGCGUUUCUCGAGCACACAAAGUCGGGGUCUGUGACGACGUCAGAGAUCCCGGUGGCCGACGAGACGAUCGGCCUCAAGGCUUUCGUCAAGCGGAUGAACGAAGGCUGGUUCAGUAUCCAAGACUGUGCCUUUGAGUGGAUAUUAUCACUGUGUCAGAGCUACUCCGAAUCCAGGUGGUCUGAACAACGCAAGGUCUCCGUGGUCCAGGUCAUCAGCCGUAUGGACGAGGCGAUCUACCAACGGACAGUCCAUCAAAUCCAGGUUCAGGCGCAGAAGGCUGGGCCUCUAGCCAAAGAGCACUUGCCCGUUGAACACCUAGUCCAGAUGCUGUUUGAGCUCCACUUGGAUGUAUACGAGCGAAUCACCAACCCCAGCAGCGUUGUGGAUGAGGCCACACGGAAGGACACAAAGCUUCGUCUAGGGCGCUGGCUGAAUCUCCGGUCUCAACUCUUUCAAGAGUUUGGGGGCGAAGCUCGUGACCGACUUUCCCUCCGCUUCUGCUGGGCUGUUGUGUUCUCAACUACUCUCGAGGACUCUGCGAUGCCUGACCACAUCCUGCUCUCCUGGCAGUCCAUGCGGGAAGUGCUCGAGGAUGUCGGGGAGGUUGAUAUCCGCCUGCCAAACAACGUGGUCAUGCCCGAGGUUUCCCUGAAAGCUGUGGACAGGGAAAUUAGCAAACUCACCACAAUGGACUUCUUCUUGAGCCUCUUCCAGGAGGAAAUGGACGACCCGGUAUCCGUCAUCAGUAAUCUUGAGCCGGUGCUUAAUUCGGAGUCUGUGAUGGUGCCUACCAGCACUGCCGCCGCCGGAGGUUCGCCCGCGAAUGGAGAGGGCCAUGAUGACAAUCAGCCUCGCCAAGAUGCGGUGCCAGUGGCCGAGUGCGCGACACAGACCCUCAAGGACCUCUGGAAGUUUCUUCGUGGGAGCGGCACGGAACUACGUCUGUUCCUGUGGAGGCGCCUUGGAGACGCAUACCAAGCAAUCAAAUACACCACCAAGAAGUUCUCGUGUCUGCUCAAGGCCAUCGAGAUGAUAGUUAACGACUUCGCGCGGGACACCUACGUCGACUCCUCAGCCGAGGCCCGCACUGGCAUUCUGGUCCUUAUGCUCAAAAACCUGGACGAACUGCUGGUCGACGCUCUCACACUCGCCUUGAACGAUAACACCUCCUUCGACGUCAUCGACGAGCAGCAUUUGACAUCCAUAUCGGCAGCCCUGGCUAAACUCAGCUGCAUCCUACACGUCUGCGCAAUUUACGACGACGAAGUCGGCGUCGGCUUGAGGCAGUCGGGCGACAGCAACAGCGGCAACAGGAAGAUCCUCUUGGAAAAACUGCGUGAAUUUCAGUCGAGGACAUGGUGUCUGCAGUACACAGUUAUGAAGGUCGGGAUCCAGCAGAACAAGGCUUUGUUCACAGAUCCAUCCAACGACCUGGCGGAACUCCUCGGCGCUAUUCAUCAGGUUCUGGGCCUGCGCAAGGCCUGCAAAGCCUCCAACAAAAUCUUCCUCAAGAUGAUGCGAGUCGAGCUGCUCAAACAGGACGGCAUCGAGCACUGGGAGGACUACCUGGCCCAGGUCCUAUAUGACCUUCAUGGACUGAAGCUUGGUGUCGGGUCGUGGGAGGUUGAAGAGCACGGCUGCCCAUCUGAGAAGCUCGAGAAGCGCGCUGCAAUCAACCUGGUUGAAAAGAUCACCACGCUGGCAAAUCGCAUGUCGAUGAAAGACCUCCUGAAGUCGGAGCUCAAGACAACCAUCGAGCAUGUGCAACAGGCCAUCGGACAGGCCAAGUCGACCCCUCAGAUGAUCCACAACCUGCGAAACUUCACUGAGUAUCUCAAGAAGCCCAUCCACCCACUGCGCCUGUACCAGGCGUGGAAGGGUACGGUCAGCAUUGAUGCCGUCACAGUCACUACGACCGAGGCCGGCAUUGCCAAGCACGGCUGGUUUUUCUUGCUGGGUAUGAUUGCCUUCAGCAAGUUCAAACAGGUGGAUCUGAACAGGCGACAGACCCCCGGAGCGACCGACGACCUUCGCAUUGGGCAGGCCUUUUUGCGAAACCAGAUCCAGUUCACGCCAGAUCGCUGGGACGCGUGGCUGCGGCUGGCCGAGUGUUUCGACUACGAACUUGACGAGGCUGUCCUCUGGACGGCCGACAAGAUCAAUAAGGAUCGGGCCGAGCUGCUUAAGUUCCAGAGAAGCUCCAUCCACUGCUACAGCCUCGCGCUGUCUCACUCGUGUUCGAUGUCAAGGGUCCUUUCCGAGAAUGACACUGAAGCACUCUUUGAUCUGUACUACAACUUUGGCAUGCGCAUGUAUGCCUCCAGCCGAGAGCCUUUCGGCAUGGAACCUUUCAAGCAUGCCGAGCUCGAGAGGUUUUUUAUUGAACACCCUGUCGGAACCUACAAAAAGAUCAUUCACAUGGAAAUGACAGCGUACCAGGUCUGGAAGUUUGCGGCGAACCUUUUCAGGAAGGCCGCCAAAUGUCGGCCGAAGGACUGGAAGAGCCCGUACAUGUACUCCAAGUGUCUCUGGAAAAUGUACCAGACCCCCGAUGACGACUUGCAGGAAAAGAUCAGGCUCACCAAGCCGACAAAGGAGGAUCUUGUUCAGUCCCUUGAAAAGAGUGUGGAGGUGGUUUCACUGCUGCCAAAGCCACGACAUGGUCAGGAUCCUAUUCUGGAGCCACACUACAAGCUGCUCACCAUUCUGUACAAGCUCGUCGCCCGCGGCGACACGACUGCGCAGGAGGCUGCCAACAUCCUGCAAAGACAGCCGCACGCUCUGCGACGCGGCGAGGAAAUACUCAUUGGCGACUCGGACGACGCCGAAGACUGGGAUGAGUUCAUCAUCAAGUACCUCCGCCAACUUCGUGAUAAGGACAAGUCGAACUGGCAGCACCGCAUGAUCAUUCGACAUGCAAGGAUCCUAUUCGAUGCCGACGAGUCUUCCGGGGCGCAGAGCGAGACGGAUGCUAACGGCGGAACUCUGAUGCAAGCCAAGGCCGCCUUCUCGGUCCUGCGCGAGUCCAUGUUCACCAAGACCAUGGUGAUGAACGUCUGGAAGUGCGAUGCCGAAAGGCCUGGACGCCACCAUGUCUACACUGAGCAGUACGUGCGCUUCAUGACGCGCCUGCUUCUUGUCAUGAACGAUCGGGUCAACAUGGAGGCGCUGCUGCGCCGGAUCCGCAAGAAAGGCGUCGACUUCUACCACUUUAAUGAGCUGUGGCAGAGUUGCGUGCUCGCCUAUGUCGGGCAGAUCAGGCAGGCGUAUCAGAUUACCGAGACGACUGAGGAGACGUUUAAGAGCACCAGCAUGGAGGAGUUUGAGAUCAUGGGAGAGCGCAUCUCGGAAUGGGCCGGCAAAGCGACCGCGCAGCACGCGGCUUUCGAUGCGAUGAAGGAGGCAAUCGAGCUCAAGAAGCUGAAUACGAACCUGACCAAGGCAGCUCCGAUUGACGACCUCAUCAGCGACUGCUACAGCCGCCUCUACACCGAGAUCGCCCCCGACCUUCCUGGCCAACCGCCGGCACAGAUAAUCGAGGAGCGGCAACAGAAGACGAAGGAGGCGGCCGAGAAGAACGCCGAGGAGGAGAUGGACGGCCCGCGGCCCUCGGGACUUGACGGCUUCCUGAUCGCUCUCGAUACUCGUAACAGCAGCAGGGCGGGAUCCGAGGUCCCAGAUCGGGCAGACAGGUCUACGAUUGGAGGCGAGCACACUGCCCGCCCAAGGAGGGCUGCUGGUGUGCGACGGCCGGACAUUCUUCGCAAGGCCGAACAGGCGGUGCAGCGUGCGCUGGAGCCGCCGCCCAAAUCCGCAGUCAGCGUGUCGUCCCGCGGCGAUGGCGGGCGCAAGUCGAGAGUCGGCUCGACGUCGAGCGGCAGGCAUAGCCGGGCGACGCCGAAUCCAGACGCGACGGCACAGGACGACGACGAGGAUGAGGAGCAAAACGACGUCACGGAUCAUGAGAACGCCGGCGAUGGCGAUGGCGGUGGCGACGUGGAGAUGAAGGAUGGUGAUGAUGACGAAGAGGCCGUCGAUGAGACCAUCGGGGCGGACAUCAGCAUGGUCACGGGCGAGGACGACGUGGGCGCAGAUGGUGGUAGCGAGCGGUCUAGCAGCCCGCGUGGCAGCCUGCACGACUCGGCCGACGACGAGAGCGAUCUCAGCGACGUGCCCGACGACUACGAGAUCAACAUGCCUCCAAGCCUCAUGUUCCCGAACCUACACCGAAGUCUAGAGCCUGGACCGAUUGCCACUAGCGAGAGCGAGGACCCGGCCAGCCCGAUGGAUGAAGACGAGCGCGAAAUCGAGGAAGAGGGUGAGGGUGAUGAGGAUGAGGGUCCAGAGGAAGAUCUGGGCGAGGAUACCGAAGACGACGAAGAUGAAGACGAGGAGCUCGAAGAUGCAGAAGAAGAGGGAGAAGAGGAGGGUCACGACGACGUGACUAAUAACGCCGAGGACGAGGUGGACGAAGAGGAGGAUGAAGAUCUUUGAUCAUACAUUGACUGACUCGAUGUGACUCUACACACUCCUUGCUUUUUCCCUCUGUCGCCAAAGGACGCUGUAAUUGUUUCGAUAUCAUGGCCGGUUUACGGGGCUAUAAGGUUCUAGGUGUUCUGGGUCGGACAUUGUCGAGAUGGGUUUUGUUUGUCGUUGCUUUCGGAGUUUAAAAGAGGUCAGGCGAGGCACCACAUGCGACACCCAGAACGGUGUUCGGCACAGGACGGCAUUGUUUUCUCCUUCUCCUGCAUUUUUCGCCUGUUUUCUUUUGACAUUCCCAUGUAGAAUACUGGCACUCAGCCUGAGCGAGCGACCCUUUCGGACGAUGCCUAGAUAAUCCCAAGAUUAUUGCAUUCAUAAGGA
This is a messenger RNA of Gaeumannomyces tritici R3-111a-1, 6602 nucleotides long. RefSeq lists its product as hypothetical. The transcript has 3 exons. Gene Ontology annotation, biological process: chromatin organization. Gene Ontology annotation, molecular function: nucleosome binding; protein binding. Lineage: Eukaryota; Fungi; Ascomycota; Sordariomycetes; Magnaporthales; Magnaporthaceae. The coding region runs from base 165 to 6233 and encodes 2022 amino acids. The record is from RefSeq and is a predicted model, not a curated record. Gene Ontology annotation, cellular component: HIR complex; nucleus.